Penicillium odoratum is the source of this 3279-nucleotide messenger RNA. It is a transcript of the gene ams1, whose product is annotated as alpha-mannosidase. Gene Ontology annotation, biological process: mannose metabolic process; oligosaccharide catabolic process. The transcript has 2 exons. Gene Ontology annotation, molecular function: alpha-mannosidase activity; carbohydrate binding. The coding region runs from base 1 to 3279 and encodes 1092 amino acids. Gene Ontology annotation, cellular component: fungal-type vacuole membrane. NCBI's taxonomy places the organism in Eukaryota, Fungi, Ascomycota, Eurotiomycetes, Eurotiales, Aspergillaceae. The record is from RefSeq and is a predicted model, not a curated record.
AUGGGUGGAGAUCCUCAUUUCACCCCUACCCCGGCUACAAAGACCCUCCCAGUUCUUGCGGAGCGCCCGGUCGGCCAACGCAUCACAAAGAUCUACACCGACCGGCUGAAGCAGUUCACAGCAAAAGGCCAAUAUGAAGGACAGAACCUUCUCUCCAAAUUCUUCGAAGCUACCAACUCCGACGAAGAGCAUGUCAAGCUAUCAGUCUAUUCAGUCCCCAACCUCGAACGACCCACCUUCAAGGAAGCAACAUCGCAUGAAUUUACGCCAACCAAUAUCGGAGCUUCAUUUGGUCCCAGUUGGUCUACGCAUUGGUUUCGGAUCAAACUGACUGUGCCCGAGGACAUGCGCAAAAAGGAAAGACUGGAGUUUCACUGGGAUGCCAACAAUGAGGGAAUGGUGUGGACAGAGGAUGGCCGCCCGCUGCAAGGUUUGACUGGUGGUGGGGAACGUAUCGAAUGGAUCAUCCCCGAUGCAUGGCGUGAUGGAAAGGAGCAUAUGUUUUACAUUGAAAUGGCCUGCAAUGGCAUGUUUGGAAAUGCCCCGGGGGGCGACUCGAUUCAACCGCCGAGACCCGACAAAACAUACCAACUAAGUAAGGCACAAAUAACCGCCGUGAAUCUCGCAGCACGGGCGCUUUUCUACGAUUUCUGGAUAAUUGGCGAUGCUGCUCGUGAGUUCCCUAGUGACUCCUGGGAAGCACAUGAGGCGAAUGUGGUCGGAAAUGCCAUCAUCGACGCUUUCACGAAAGGCGAUAGAAGUCAGCAGUCUAUCCUCGAGGGUAGAAAAAUCGCGCAACAGUACCUCGGCGACAAGGUCGAUUCGUCGGAUGUUUACAAGGCAGACACGAAUCCCUUUGUAUAUGCUAUCGGUCAUUGUCACAUUGAUACUUGCUGGCUGUGGCCCUGGGCAGAGACUAAGAGAAAGGUCGCACGUUCCUGGUCCAAUCAAUGCGACUUGAUGGAUCGCUACCCAGAACACCGAUUUGCCUGCUCCCAGGCCCAGCAAUUCAAAUGGCUGCAGCAGUAUUACCCGACCGUUUUUGACCGUGUGAAGCGAUGGGUGCGAAAGGGCAACUUCCAGCCGAUCGGUGGUAGCUGGGUUGAACAUGACACCAACAUGCCGAGUGGAGAGUCUCUAGUCAGGCAGUUCCUCUAUGGCCAACGAUUUUUCGAAAGUAACUUCGGGAAACGAGCCACGACUUUCUGGUUGCCAGAUACAUUUGGUUACUCUACCCAGAUCCCCCAGAUCUGCCGCCUAGCCGGAAUGAGUCGCUUCUUUACCCAAAAGUUGAGUUGGAACAAUAUCAACACCUUCCCUCACACUACCUUCCAGUGGGUUGCAUUGGAUGGCAGUCAAGUAAUGUGCCAUAUGGCCCCCGCAGAGACAUAUACCGCUGAAGCUCACUUUGGUGAUCUUAAACGCAGUGUCACGCAGCACAAAUCAUUAGAUACUGACAAGUCCUCUCUGCUCGUUUUCGGUAAGGGAGAUGGGGGUGGCGGACCCACUUUCGAACACCUCGAGAAGCUUCGUCGCUGCCGGGGUCUCAGUGAUAAAAUCGGUACCCUUCCCCGAGUCAAGAUGGGAGAUUCUGUUGACGACUUCUUCGACAAGCUGGAAGCGACUGCUGCUAGCGGGACUGAAUUUGCGACAUGGUAUGGAGAGCUAUACUUUGAGCUCCACCGCGGUACCUAUACUACUCAGGCAAACAAUAAACGCAACAACCGAAAGUCUGAAUUCAUGCUUCGCGAGAUCGAGUUUUUGGCUACAUUGGCCACUACCAGUGGCACUGAUACAAAGUACCGGUAUCCAAAGAAGGAGCUUGAUGAGAUGUGGGAGAAUACCCUUCUUUGCCAAUUCCACGACUGCCUGCCAGGUAGUUCGAUUGAAAUGUGCUAUGAUGACUCUGACAAACUCUAUGCCGAGGUCUUCAAGGUAGGGACAAAGUUGCGUCAGGAUGCUUUAGCGGCUUUGAAUAUCACCAAGUCCACUGGAGAUCGAUCUUUCGUGGCUCUCAACACCUUACCCUGGGCCCGAUCUGAAGUGGUCAAGAUCCCUGCGUCUCUCAGUGCCCUUCAAGGCUCAAAGUAUGCGCUCGUCGAUGGCUCCACGGGUGUCAUUUCAUGUCAGCCAGUCGAUUUCAAGACCACAACUUCGGUGACCGUGACGGAAACCCAACCUGGAGCUUUCCGCCUUAAUAAUGGCAAACUCAGGGUUGACGUUCAGGAUGGCGUCAUCACCUCACUAUUUGAUGUUAAGGCUAACAGAGAAGUUGUUGCCAAGGGCGGAAAGGCUGGUCAAUUGGUAAUCUUCGAUGACAAGCCUUUGUACUGGCAAGCCUGGGAUGUCGAGGUGUUCCACAUUGAGUCACGGAAGGAACUUCCAAGUGGCAAGACAGUCAUUGCGGAGAAUGAUCCUCACCGAGUGAGCUUGGUGACAGAGACCAAGAUCAGCGAGAAGAGUUGGAUCAAGACUACCAUCAGUCUGUCGGCUUCGGUGUCCUCUGAGCCAUCCUAUAUUGAGCUUGAAAGCGAGGUAGAGUGGCAGGAGACAAUGAAGUUCCUGAAGGUUGAGUUCCCUGUAGAUGUUUCUAACACGGAGGCCUCAUAUGAAACUCAAUACGGUAUCAUUCGCCGUCCAACUCACUACAACACGAGCUGGGACAUGGCCAAGUUUGAGGUCUGCUGCCACAAAUGGGCCGAUCUUUCAGAGCACGGAUAUGGUGUUUCGGUCCUCAACGACUCCAAGUACGGAUUCGCUACAUGCGGCAGCCUAAUGCGUCUGUCGCUACUCCGUGCUCCAAAGGCCCCAGAUGCCCAUGCAGAUAUGGGCCGCCAUCGUAUUCGCUAUGCCAUUCUCCCUCACUCCGGUGCGCUUGAUGAUCGUACGAUUCGUGCUGGUUACAACUUCAACCACCCUCUUGCCGUCGAGCAAGCUAGUGCUGAUGCCGUACGCAACACUGAUUUCCAGGCUGUUUCACUCAAGGGAGCAAAAUCCAUCAUCUUGGAUGCUGUCAAACGUGGCGAGGAUGAUGAGGAUGUUUCCACUGGCGGUAUACCUGCUCGCAGUGGGAAGAGUAUUAUUUUGCGUGCUUAUGAGUCUCUUGGCGGCAAAGCUCGUGCAUCUAUCCAGAGCACCUUGCCCGUCAAGCGUGUCUGGAAAUGCAAUGUCCUCGAGGAUGACGAAGAGGAAUUGAAGUUACAGAAGACGAGCAAUGGCAUCACGGUGAACAUUGAGCUCAGAGCAUUCGAGAUCGCUACUUUCCGAUUGCAGCUGUAA